AUGAAGACAACCGAAGAAAAGACAAAUUUUAGGAAUCAAUUCUUGAAAUUAGGCCAGGGGCAUAUAAUAUCAACAGAUGAAAGUAAUGAUGUGUUUUGGAGUCUGUUUUGGCUGAUGCCAACAUGUGCAAAUGAUGUUUAUGAAUUAAUCACGGUUGCGGAUAUCAAGAAAGUAAGACAGCAAAAUCUAAUGAAUAUUAUCCAAUUAACACGGAAAUUGUGUCAUAAAGUAAUUUUUAUUGCCAAAGAGUCUAAAAAAUUUGGCAACAAUAAGAAAGAAACAAUCGAAUUAUUAAACUGUGUUAGAUUCUUGAUCAAAGUAUUGCCCUUUAUUUUCGAAUUGGCAAUUUAUCCUACUGAGUUGGAAAGAGAGAUAUUUUGGAAUAACGAUUUUGAUCCAAUGCAAUUUCUACAAAGACUAGAGGCUUCAAGGAAUGAAGACGAACCAGAGGACAAUAAUAAUUGGGAAAGAGUCUUAAGUCCAGAUCAAGCAACGAACAGUAUAGCUGUAAACUUGAUGUCAAGUUUGGUGGACUUGCUAUUCAUUAGAAAUUUCACCGUGGCAUCGUCAGUAUCGAAAUCUUCUGCAACUGGUAAAGACAAUAAACUAUUACAUGUUUGGGAACCUGGUAUUGGAAGCACUUCGAAAUAUCAACAGCCAAACGUGAUGAUAGAUAGUAAUCGAACGGAAAUAUUGAAACUAUUGCUAACACUUUGUUCCAAUUCAUUGUACCAACAAGUUUCUAGUGUGACCACUCAAGGAUCAAAAUUUUUAACCCUUUUGGUUACUGUAACUCCAAAAAUUGAAUUGUUGACUUUAGUUUCUUCCCUACUAAACAUAGCAUGCAGAUCAUCAAAAUUAACAGGUUCUGAAAACGGGUUAGUAUUUGAAAAACAAGAAUAUAGUGAGACUCGUCAUUUAUGUGUAACUUACUCUAUUCAGUUACUUACUUUAAUGGUUGUCUAUCCACUACCGCAAAAAUCAGAACUAAAGUUUUUGAGUGAAGGAGGUUUAUGUUCAAAACCAUACAAUAUGGCGAGAGCCUUUAUGGGCAAAAUACAUAAGGAGAACGAGCUAUUGUUUAUUACAUCAUCGCUAAUUGAUCUUCUAAAAGUACCGCUAAUUAACGCAAAAGAUCAAGAAACAGAUACUUUUUCAUUGCUAAGGCCCGGUAGUAAUUAUAAACGCCCGUCGCUUUGGAGCUUGGAAGCUGUUAUGCUAAUAUGGGAGCUACUUCAAUCUAACAGAAAAUUUGCCGCGAUUGUGGGUAAAAAGUAUAUCUCAGAAUUGAUGAUAAUUUUGCUAUACUAUGUAUUUGCUUAUCACAAUCAGAAAACUUUCAAAAAUUUAGUUUUCCUUUGUGCAUAUUUACUUUUGUAUUUGUCCUCAGUACAACAAGAUCGAUUUUUGGAACCGUUGUUUGUGCCAUUGAACUCAGCUACAUCGUUAUUCGAAUUCUACAAUUGUUUGCCAUCAAAUUAUAAGCUAUCCAUAACGCCAGGUAAUACGAGAGAUUUUUUGGUUACUCACAUAUGUACCAUGCUUAUUAACAAUCAAGUAAACGUUUCGCUGUCUAACUACCUCCUGAACUCACUGUCUUUGUCAGAUUUGCUUAUAAAAACUUUGAUAGAAAUAUUGUACAAUUUGAUUCCAAGAGUAUCGAUUGAAGAAACUACAGGGCUUAAAACUGACAAGCUGAAAAAACUUAAUAACCCAAACCCAAGAGGAGGUCUUUCAUACCAAUCAUCAUCGCUGAUUACUCAACUAGUUGGCAUUUUGUCUAAUAAAAAAUUUUUGUUGGAAAAGUCAUUUCAUCCUGACCUUGUGGCCCUCUUAAUACGAGCAAUAUGUGCUGCUGUGACAAAAUUCCCAGUACCAUCAAGGAUGUUAUUGUUUUGCAUAUUAAAGAAUGAAAAAGUGUAUGACGAACUUUGGAAUACAAUUUUUAGCUUUAGUGGAGUGUUUUUCAGAGGCAAUUCAUUGACCAGAAUUGAAGAUGAAUCUGACGAACUACAAUCAGAGAAUACAGAGGCAGAUGCAAGCAUAGCACCCUAUGAUAGCAAAAAGGACGAGAUAUUGGAGUCAACUGUCAACCCGAUCCCUAUUCCAAUUCCAAUUCCUACUCCUACUAACAAAUAUGAAGAUGACGGAACAAUUAAAUCUACGAGUGCGGAAACGGAAAAUAUUGAAGCAUCCUUGAGGCCAAGCUUGCCUACCGGUAUGUCUUUCAAAGCUAGAGAGAAAUUGAAAAAAGAUAGUCCUUUGAAUAAAACGUGGGCAGGAAACGAUGCCUUAGCUAUAUUAUUGACUAUAGUAAUUCCUCACUUGAAAGUCGUCUUGAAUGAAGUAUGGUCUCGUGUUGAAGGCUCAAGUGUUGACAGCUAUGAAUUGGUCCAGCGCAUAGAAAAGGCGGGGUUCAGUAAAGUUUUUGAAACUAACAAAUCGCAACUUUGUUAUGACCUUUUGCCAAAUACGCCUUUGGAUCAGUUGAAAUUUAACUGGAGUCAUUUGUCCUUAGGGUGGUACAUUUCAUUAUUAUAUGGGCAGAUUUAUAAUUCUGGUGCUCAAGUGCAGAACUAUUCCGGGAAUAGCAUUCGUAGCUAUAAAAUUGUCAAAACUUUUUCAAGUGGAAUGAGUAAAUUAACCCUGAACUGGACUAGUUUUUUGAAACAAGAUCCCCAAAGGGAGCUGAAUUCUUCAGAAGCAGUAGUACCAAACAUAGAUGAGAAUUUGGUGUGGGUGAAUAAUGCAUUGUGUGAUGUAAAUACCUGGAGUGGGUCUGAAAUCAAACUCUUUAAUGUUGAAACUACAGAAGAUGGGUUUUUUGCCAAUUUGAAUUCAAGAAUCAUGUCUAAUUACACUAAAAAUGAGAAUGCUGCUCAAACUUCUGCGUACGGCUAUGCGGUGCCAUCCACUCCAGGUGGUUUAACAGACAUGUCCAGAAGAUUUAGUGAUUUUAGAAUCAAUAAUGGAAGCAACCCGAGUAUUCGAUCCAUUGGUAACUCACCAGCCCCGUCAGCGUUAUCUACUCCUGUUGAAGAAAAAGAGUUGUAUUUUUCAAAAAGAAGUUUUAGGAACUCGGUUACAAGUUUGCACUCUUUAAACAAUUUGAAUAGAAGCAGGAGCAACACUCCUCGAAACUCGAUUAGCCAAUAG
Molecule: messenger RNA, 3156 nt
Organism: Candida albicans SC5314
Lineage: Eukaryota; Fungi; Ascomycota; Pichiomycetes; Serinales; Debaryomycetaceae
Exons: 1
Coding region: 1-3156 (1051 amino acids)
Cellular component (GO): membrane; Golgi trans cisterna; Golgi medial cisterna
Source: RefSeq, a predicted model, not a curated record